Molecule: messenger RNA, 2296 nt
Organism: Camellia sinensis
Lineage: Eukaryota; Viridiplantae; Streptophyta; Magnoliopsida; Ericales; Theaceae
Source: RefSeq, a predicted model, not a curated record
GGUAUUUUUAUUUUUAUUUUUAUUUUUUUGAGGUAUAGGGUUUAGGGUUGAGAGAGAGAGAGAGAGAGAGAGAGAGAGAGAAUGAUAGUCCGAGCAGUCUCUACAUCAAAGCUCAAACGCCUCCUUCAAUUCUCUCACUCAAAAUAUACAUAUACAGAGCCUCCUGUAUCUACUACAUCUCUUCCAUCAUCAAUCUUUGAGCCCCAAACAAAACCAUUUCCCCAAAACCCUACUAAAACCCUAGCUUCACAAUUGUUUCUCAGAUCUUUCUCCUCACAACAACCCAAACAACCAAAACCCACAACUCUACACCUCAACAGAGAUGGAAAUUACGAUGAAUCCACUUCCAAAACUCUCCCAAUUUGCCCUGGUUGUGGUGUCCCAAUGCAGGACACAGACACAAAACAACCUGGGUUCUUCAUCAAACCAUCACCCAAAAACCCUGAUUACAAAUCUCCCAUCAAUCGGAACCCAGUUGCUGAAGAACCGGAGAUAUCGAAUUCCCUGAAAAGGGGCUUUCUCAGAGAGCACGUGGAAUCCGAAAAUGACGAAAACCCCAAUAACCCUAGUUUGUUGCCUGAAAAGCCUGUGGUUUGUGCAAGGUGUCACUCGUUGAGGCAUUACGGGAAGGUGAAGGAUUCCACGGUGGAGAAUUUAUUGCCGGAUUUCGAUUUUGAUCAUACGGUUGGGAGGAAGUUGAAUUCGGUAACUCGGGCGAGGUCGGUGGUUUUGAUGGUGGUGGAUGUGUCGGAUUUUGAUGGGUCGUUCCCGAGGAAAGUCGCGAAUUUGGUUUCGGCUACCAUUGAUGAGAAUUAUAGGGGGUGGAAGGAGGGGAAAUCUGGGAAUGUGCCGCGGGUGGUGUUGGUGGCGACAAAGAUUGAUUUGUUACCGGCUUCAUUGUCUCCAACAAGGUUGGAGCAUUGGGUUCGAACAAGGGCGAGAGAGGGAGGAGCGAAUAAGAUUAUGAGUGUGCAUUUGGUGAGUGCAGUGAGAGAUUGGGGGUUGAAGAAUCUUUGUGAUGAUGUGGUGGGAUUGGCAGGGCCAAGAGGGAAUGUGUGGGCAAUUGGGUCACAGAAUGCAGGGAAGUCUACGUUGAUUAAUUCGAUAGGGAAGCAUAUUGGUGGGAAGGUUACACAUUUGACUGAAGCGCCAGUGCCUGGGACUACAUUGGGAAUUGUCAGGGUUGAGGGGGUACUACCAAGUCAGGCGAAGUUGUUUGAUACGCCAGGACUUUUAAAUCCUCAUCAAAUUUCUACGAGGUUGACGAGGGAAGAGCAGAAACUUGUGCAAAUUAGCAAGGAGUUGAAACCCAGGACAUACAGAAUCAAGGCAGGACAUUCAGUUCAUAUUGGUGGACUCAUGAGGCUAGAUAUAGAGGAAUCAUCUGUAGAUUCCGUUUAUGUCACAGUGUGGGCUUCUCCUUAUCUUCCACUACACAUGGGGAAAACUGAGAAUGUGUACAAAAUGCUGGAAGAUCAUUUUGGCCGUCAAUUGCAGCCACCAAUUGGGGAGAAACGUGUUGAAGAGCUUGGACAAUGGAUUAGAAAAGAAUUUCGUGUCUGUGGUAACAGUUGGGAUUCGAGUUCUGUAGACAUAGCCGCUGCAGGUCUUGGUUGGUUUGCUGUUGGACUUAAAGGAGAGGCUUUGUUAGGAGUUUGGACUUACGAUGGUGUUGAUGUUAUUCUUCGCAAUUCUUUGAUUCCCUACAGAGCAGAGAGUUUCGAAGAAGCUGGAUUUACUGUCUCAAAAAUAGUCUCCACGGCUGAUCAAGCUUCAAAUAAGUUGAAGCGCCAAAGUAGAAAGAAGCCAAAGCAGAGUGAUUUGAAAACAGAAGUGUCUGUUGCACAAUCAUUGUAAAUAAAUAGCAGAUGCUUGGUCAAGUUGUUAUUGAGGCUAAAUGGUGAAGAAUAUGCUAAAAUUGUCAGUGAGAGUGUGCCUAUCAAAAUUAGGAAAGAAGUAAUGGACACAAGCUCAGAAUGAUAUGGUCUGUAAGUCUCUCUUUUGCCGCUCUGGAAGUCCCUUUCCUGCUGGAAGUUUAGUUUUUGGCCAAGUUAUCCAUUUGAACAAGGUGAUAAUGGCUACUUGGGGCUGAAAAGUGUCUUUGCAUAGAUAUGUUGUCUCAAUUUUGCUAGUGGUAGAACUUUUUUUGUUUUUGUUACAUGCAGAAAUUUUCACUACUUUUUGCGAGGUGGAGUGUUAGGGAUCUGGAUCUUUUGUAACAAUUAAUAAAUUAUGUCUCAGUAUUGCCAACGAUAAUACCAGUUUCUACCUCCUAAUCACAAUGGGAUUGGGUAAA